Molecule: messenger RNA, 918 nt
Organism: Daldinia caldariorum
Lineage: Eukaryota; Fungi; Ascomycota; Sordariomycetes; Xylariales; Hypoxylaceae
Product: band 7 family-domain-containing protein
Exons: 3
Coding region: 1-918 (305 amino acids)
Biological process (GO): mitochondrion organization
Cellular component (GO): membrane; mitochondrion
Source: RefSeq, a predicted model, not a curated record
AUGUCGCGCAAUCCAAUGGACGACUAUAUGCAGAGAAUGCGAACCAUAGUGCGCCAAAACCGUGGUGCAUUCCCCGGUGGUCGCCCUCCCCAAGGUGCGGGUAUGGCAUUAGCUGCACUCGGUUUAGUCGGUGGUGGCCUUUUUCUCCUGCAGAACUCCAUGUUCAACGUCGACGGUGGUCACAGAGCUAUCAAGUACCGGAGAAUAAGUGGUGUCAGCAAGGAAAUCUAUAGCGAAGGAACCCAUAUUAUGAUCCCUUGGUUUGAAACUCCGAUAACUUACGACGUGCGAGCGAAACCGAGAAACGUUUCGUCUCUUACCGGCACCAAGGAUCUACAGAUGGUUAACAUUACUUGCCGUGUUCUUUCCCGACCUAAUAUCGAGGCGCUCCCGCAGAUCUACAGGACGCUCGGUCAGGACUACGACGAGCGAGUGCUACCGUCCAUCGUAAAUGAGGUUCUGAAGAGCGUGGUGGCGCAGUUCAAUGCUAGCCAGCUGAUCACGCAGCGAGAGAGCGUUGCCAAACUUGUUCGGGAUAACCUGUCGAGGCGAGCCGCCAGAUUUAACAUCUUAUUAGAUGAUGUCUCCCUUACGCAUCUUGCUUUCUCCCCGGAGUUCACGGCCGCGGUUGAAGCGAAGCAGGUAGCACAGCAGGAGGCCCAGCGAGCAGCUUUCGUCGUCGACAAGGCGAGACAGGAGAAGCAGGCUAUGGUUGUGAAGGCCCAGGGUGAGGCACGAUCAGCCGAGCUUAUCGGAGAAGCGAUCAAGAAGAACAAGGCGUAUGUCGAGUUGAAGAAGAUCGAGAACGCCAGAGCCAUUGCCGCUCAGAUGCAGGAAUCUGGUGGCAGAAACAGAUUGCUGCUCGAUGCCGAAGGUCUUGGACUGAACGUGUUUAGCGAUGACCGUAACGGCAAGUGA